UUGCGAAGAAAGAAAUUUUUUAAUAUUUUAAUUAUAAGUUCAAUAAUAAGUUUUAGUUGUUUUUUUAUUAUAAAUUUAAAAUUUGUAUUAAGAACAUCUCGAUUUAGUGGAUUAGUAACGCAACAAAUUUUGGAAACAAUUAAUAUUGAUGACAAUUUAGUUCAUAAUUUUGAUAUUUACAUUGCAAGAGACUACAAAAAUUACUCAAAAUCAAAAAUUAAAUAUCCCUUUGCCGUUGAAAAUAGUAAUAAAAUUGGUGGAAUUCGUCAAUUACCUGAUACUAGAUCUGAAAGUUGUAAAAAUCAAAUUUAUGAUUUACCAGAUGAUAUUACUGUAUCUGUGAUAAUAACAUUUUAUAAUGAAGCAAGAUCAACACUUUUACGGACAAUUGUUUCUGUUUUACAAAGGACACCGUUGAAAUAUUUAAAAGAGAUCAUCGUUAUAGAUGAUUUUAAUGAAGAUGAUACCCAAGGAAUCGAUUUACAAUUUCUUCCAUUGAUAAAAUUAAUUCGUAAUAACAAAAGAUUUGGUGUUAUUAAAUCACGUAAUAUUGGUGCAAAAUUAGCAACCGGAAAAUAUAUUUUCUUUUUGGAUAGCCAUUGUGAAUUGAAUGUAGGAUGGUUGGAACCAUUAAUAUCUAGAUUAUACUUAUAUCCAAAAUCAGGAGUAAGUCCUAUAUUAGACAUAAUAAAUUCAAAAACAUUUCAAUAUGAAAAAGGUAAAUCAUAUCUAAAAGGUGGAUUUGAUUGGAAAUUAAAUUUUAAUUGGAUACCAAUGACAGAAAAGGAACGUGUAUCUAGAAUUAAAAAUGGUUAUGAUGAAACAGUUCCUUUUGCGAGUCCAGCAUUUUCUGGUGGUAUAUUCAUGAUGUCUAAAGAAUGGUUUUUAACGUUGCAAGGAUUCAAUGAGCUUUUGAAAAUGUGGGGAGGCGAAUCAAUAGAAAUGGCUAUAAAACUUUGGUGUUGCGGUGGUCAAAUUGAUAUUGUACCAUGCAGUCGCGUAGGUCAUUUAUUUACACAAGAACAUUCUUUUGAUUUACCAAUGGCUCAUAAUGCUGGUACAUAUAUAAGUAAUACUAAAGUGAUAGCUGAAUCCUGGUUAGAUGAGUAUAAGUACUUUUUUUAUUCAAUAAAGCCUAAAGCAUCAGCUAUAGAAAUGCCUGAUACAAGUCGAAUUAAUGAGCUUAAAGAAAAGCUGCAAUGUCAAUCGUUCUCAUGGUUCUUACGAAAUGUAAUGCCAGAAAUGAGGUUACCAAAUGAAGAAUAUAUUGCUUUCGGUAAACUAACAUCUGGUAAUAAAUGUUUAUCUAUUAAAAGAAUAAUAGGAAAAAAUACUUUAAAAGAACAAAAUAAAACUAAAUUAAUUAUGAAAAAUUGCCAGGAUACAGACGUAACCGAUUGGUAUUUACAUUCAACAACUGGAAAAUUGAGUACAAAAUCCGGUACAGAUUGUAUAAAUGUAAUGAGAAAAACUGAAAAUGUUAUAGUAGAAAAAUGUAAUAAUAAUGAAAUAGAAUUUUCUAACAGUAUUUCUAAUAAUAAUAAUAACAAUGUGUAUAAUAAUAUUAAUUUUGAGAAUCAAAAUACGAAAAAUAUGAAUAAAAUUUUUUCAACAUCGUUAUUAUUAAGAAGGGAUAGAGAAGCGUAUAAUAUGAUGAAUGGUGGUACACAAAGUUGGAUACGUUCUGGUGAAAAUCUAAUACAUAAAGAUACUCAACUAUGUUUAGAUAAUUUUAACAAAGAUAAAAUUACUGUUAGUUUAUGUCGUCGUGGUAAUCCAUCACAAUUAUUUAGUUUUUCAGUUGAAUUACAAAAGUUAUGAUAUUAAUAUUUCAACAUACACUAUAGAAUGUUAAUGUUCUAUAGGGAAAAUAUAACAUUUUGAACACUGUAUAUAAUGUGAAGACGUGUAAAUUAGUGACAGGGAAUUGGAAAAGAAUACACGGUGGUAUCAUAAAGAGACAAAACUAUCCUAGGAAAAAAAACUUUUUCUAUUUUCUAUUUUACAAAAAAAAUGAGCUAUAAGUAAUAAUAAGUAUGUAAUUUAUAAUUUGAAGUUUCGUAGAACUACAUGUACUACAUAACUUUUUAUUAUUUUGAAAUUUUGAAUAUAUAUAGUUUAUUAAAGAUUAAAAUCUGUUAUACAUUGUACAAAAUGUAAAAAUAAUUAAAAGUAAUAAGAAAAUAAAAUAUUUGUGAUAUUAAAUUAGUCGAUAACAGUAGAGUUGAUUGAAGUUCACAUCAUAUGACAUAAAAAUUAGCAGGACGCGAUAUCGCAACAAAAAUUGAAAAUGUUUAUUUUGAAUAAAUUAUUUAAAAAAUAAAACGAAAAUCACAAAUUAAAGAGCAAAAAUAAAAUUAUUCAAAUAAAUUGAUUAAACAUAGCCGAACUUGUUAUAUUAAUAUUUCAUAAUCCUUCUGAAAGGUGCUAACUUUGUAUUGCGGUAAAUUUGUAUAUUUGUAAAUUUUUAAAACCGGCUAAUGGUGCGCCACGACCACAUAUAAGAAUGUAUUGUAUUCUUUCCACUGAGUGCAAAGCAUAGCUAUCCAGCAAUUGCGCCGCCGUGAGAGCAAAGUAGCCCAGUAUUUCGCUUCUCCUAGGAGUGAGAGUAACACAUUUCUUCUAAAUAGGGUAUUUAGGUCUCCUAAUAUUCCUCACAGAACCUGCAAAACGUGGUCACUUCAGCGGUAAUAUAAUAUAUAAGGAUGUUUAAUAUAAGGGAAUUUACUAAAAAUGAUUUUAGAAUUGAAUUAAAUAUACUAAAUUUUUUUAAGUGCCUUAAAAAAUUUAACUUGCUAGCGUACUUAAUUUGU
Messenger RNA from Condylostylus longicornis, 2813 nucleotides. Its product is annotated as putative polypeptide N-acetylgalactosaminyltransferase 13. NCBI's taxonomy places the organism in Eukaryota, Metazoa, Arthropoda, Insecta, Diptera, Dolichopodidae. Gene Ontology annotation, cellular component: Golgi apparatus. The annotation marks the transcript as partial. The record is from RefSeq and is a predicted model, not a curated record. The transcript has 8 exons.